ACAUUUGUUUACAAUCAGAAACCCGUCAGAUUACUGCCUUUGCUUUUUGCAAAAAGGUUUUUAACAAUAUUGGUUUUCUUUAUUGUAUAUUGUAUAUCUUUAUUGUAUACGUUGCAACCAAUAUUUAUAUUGUGCACCGAUAUAUUCGAGGAUCCGGGGUGUUGUCAGAAGUUCUACAUCAAAAUGAAUGGACCGCGAAUGGGAACGUCUCAAAUGAAUGGAAACAACAGGAGGCCAACAGAUUUUAACCGAAUGCCCGCAAGUGAUAAACCAGUUGGUAGCCAACAUGACGAUUUGAUACGAUACAUUUUUGAUUCCUGGACUAAGGUUUCUCAAGAAGUUGACAGAAAUACAGGGACUUCUGUUAUCUUUUAUCAAGAACAAGAAAAUCAGAACCUUAAAGAUUUUGAACCCUUUGAUUUAGCAGGGUUCUGGGGUAGAAGAAUGGUUCAGAAUUACCAACAUCAGUCUCACAACUCAUAGCAUUUUGUUUGAGGAACGCUAUCAUUUAUGUUACAUUUAUAAUAAUUAAGAAUUUUUGCUCAUUUGAUCCACUAAUAUCUGCAUGUAUAGUUUAUCAAUAUUUUGAGCUUAACUUUUAAAAAAGAAAGAGUUUCAUUUUGAUGUUGUGAAAUGUGUUAAAAUUAAAACAAAGCUUUUUUACCAAGAGACUUGUCUAUAAACAGUCCAAAUUUUUCACAAUGACAAAGUGAGGACUAACUUGAGACGCUUAAUUUUAAGAUUUUUUUAUAUACAAAUACACAAGCCAUAUUUCAUAAAUUGGAUUACAAUAAUAGGUAAUUACUCUUUUUACAAAAAAUUAUCAGCUUGUAAAGAGUGGAUCAAGUCAUAUUUAUAUGUUUUAUACUAUUUAUUAUUUAUAUUUUGUGCAGUAUUUUAUUAUUUUACAUUCCCCUUACAAAAUAUGUAAUUCGCGACAGCUUAGUGAAAUGAUUACAGAAGAAAUAAUGCUUAAAAUCAUUGUGUACCAUUAAAAUAAAAUGUUUUUAUUUA
Molecule: messenger RNA, 1014 nt
Organism: Tribolium madens (black flour beetle)
Lineage: Eukaryota; Metazoa; Arthropoda; Insecta; Coleoptera; Tenebrionidae
Product: mapk-regulated corepressor-interacting protein 1
Exons: 2
Coding region: 184-483 (99 amino acids)
Source: RefSeq, a predicted model, not a curated record